Molecule: messenger RNA, 3249 nt
Organism: Aureococcus anophagefferens
Lineage: Eukaryota; Pelagophyceae; Pelagomonadales; Pelagomonadaceae
Exons: 11
Coding region: 1-3249 (1082 amino acids)
Molecular function (GO): calcium ion binding
Source: RefSeq, a predicted model, not a curated record
AUGGAGGGAAAAUUUCAGAAAGCCAAGGAAUUUGCGCACAGGGGCUUAAUGUCGUUGAACUUGAUGAAGGCAUGCAACAGAACUGGUGACGGAGUGGUGUCGAGAAUGGAGUUCUUGGCUACGGCUAGUUCUACAGUGCAGUCGGCUAAGAAGUCAGUGGGAAAUAGCCUGAUGUCCCUUGAUUCGGUUCGUGCAAUGGACGCCAACGGGGACGGCGUCCUGACCGCAACAGAACUUGCGGAAGCAGCACGGCUGGGGCUAACAGGCGCAAGCAAUGCUGCGAGCGAAGCGGUGAUAUCGAUGAAGGCAGACGCACAAGAGUUCUCACAGCUUGCACGCAACAAAGACUUCGAUAGUCUUAUAGAAUUUGUGGGUAAUCGGCUGGACCGAUCUGGCCAAAAGUUCAACCGCUCCACUGAUCGACCCGACCCUGACAACUAUAGCGAUGACUCAUCGACAAAUCGCAGUCUUGCCUGGUUUUCCUACCCAAGCAGACCACACAAGCGUCGCGAUGUCGAUCCAAACUUUGCUUCGCGCCUAGGCGAUGCAGCUCAUAUCACACCAUCUCAAUCAGAAUCCAGAGGAGACGGCGGGCGAAUCCCACUGAGGUUGAGACACGACGGUAUCUUACGAGUUGGUGCAAAGAAACGGAAGUCUGCCGCCGCGGCUGCACGCCGUGUUCGGGGAGGUGAUAUUCACAUGCGACCAUGCUCAGCAUCCGCACGAUGGCAGCGGCUCUUCUAUGAGCUUCAUGAUACGUCACUUCUGGGCUUCGAUGCUCCCAGUUCCUGGGGACGUGACCAUGAAACCGCGGUCCCACGGCGGCGGCUUGAGGUGGGAUUUGCAAUUUCCCAUGGUGCCCUGUGCGUUGAAAUCACAAAGCGCGACUGUGGUUACUCUUUCUCUCACCCCGAGCUUUCGCGUUUUGUUGCCAGCCAACGGGACGGACUGGAACCAGAACUCAUUGCAUUACUCGAAGCAGAGGCCCCGUUAAGUCUCACAUUAUAUGGGCGCGAGAACCUGGAGGAUGUCGCCGUGUUUUUUCGCGCUGAAAGCAACCACAAGGCCAGCCUGUGGGUGGAGACCUUUCAAGCGGCGGUGCGAGCUUCGGAUAAAAUGGCUUUCGACCUCAAGUCAUCUGCAGCGGAAGAGGCAACCUUCCACCUAGUUGCCUCAGCUACUGCACACGCCCGUCGAUAUAUCGCCUGCACACGGGAACUUGCACGUUCCAGACUAGUUGAUGCGCGCCAACUCAUUGGCGUGCGCGAGGGUCUCGUGGAGAUUGCGUUCGUACGUGCCACCUCUCACUCAGAAAAUAGCAUUGAUGGAGAGUCCCUUCAAUGGGUCUGCAGGGAGCAGGGUGACUGCGUGAUGCACAUUUCAACAAAGGUCAGGUGUGUACUUUUCAAGGCACAGCACCGCGUAGCGCUUGAAGCCUGGCUCUCUGCGAUGCAAAAGGUUUUGAGCGCUUGUAAUCGUGCUAAUGAACUGCCUCUGCGACUUCAUAAGCGAAGUAUGGUGCGGGAUGAAGGAAUAGCAUCUCGCCGCACGUCAGACAUAAAUUUAUUUCGGGGUGGGCCAAGCCAUGGCAUGGGCGCUGCAUAUUGCGAGCGGGCCCUUGCACAGCUAAAUACCCUCGCAGAAUCUGUCCUGGAUAUAAGCCUUGCCGAGGUCCUGCGCGUGAAAAGCUUGCGGGAUGCAUUGACAGCCUCUCUGAGCACAUCCGAUGCUCUCGUUGUCGAUGCUUGGCGUGCAGCUGGUGUCGUACUCACUGCUUCAAAACGCGAGCAGGAUGAUCGAAUGGUCGCGCAGAGUAGCGCGCCUGUCAGGCUAUCCUGGAGCAGUGCGAGAAACGCGUUUUCUGUAGUCGAUUCACCUUUAAGUCUCCCUACAAGUGUGGUGGGAGAGAAAUUGCGCGAGGAUGUCUGGAAGACCAUUGCACCUGUAUUACAUGGGAUCCAAAGGACUUCAAGCGAAAUCAUUUUGUUGGAGCUCGAUUCUCUGCGCAAUUUCCGGGAGGCAUGCCUUUCUCAUCUUAAGCCGAGUUUAUGUGGAUUUCGCAAGUCCAAGCGCUUCGAACAGGCCGCGCGAAAGCUCCUCAAUUUGCCCCCCCCUUCAUAUUCUAGUUCACCUGCGCAAAAAUCGUCAGUCAGGAAAGAGACUGAAAUCGACGAUGCGCUGGUCAACUCCACGGACUCUCGUACGCGAGAAGGGGGGGGGCUGACUAGUAUUAGAGGGAAGGAUGACAACCCGUGGCGUGAAAUGAUGACGGCGUCUGAAACAUUGCAGCACGGGUUAUGCCUCAACGAGAGCGCCGGAAUUUCGGCAUAUGACAAAGGUGUAGACUACCGACCAUUGCCAUUGGGGCGGCGCAUGCUCAUCUACAAGCCAAUGCCUUGGACAUUGAGGCGACCAAAAAAGGGCAAUGCGGUUGAAUUGAGUCGAAAGACGGGCAAAAAGGAUCAUCACAAACCCAAGAAGGGGAACAUCGUUGGCAAGGAGGUCUGGGCUACUCUGCGCGUCGGAAAGAAUCAAGUUGGAAGGCAUGGGAGCUGUGAAAUUGUUGAGAUUGAACCCCAUCCACACAUCCGCGAAGCAUGCACAGAUCAUGAGUUUGACCGAGAGCACGCCACGCUCUGUCGACGAUACUGUGCUUUGUGCCGAUGCUUUGUGUGUGCUCGUCCGCCUAGCUUGUGUAGCGACUGGCACGGCCAUUCUACAGCUGUCUCCACAUCGGUUGUUUCGCAGCAGAAGCGAGCGCUAGCGCUUCGCCGCUUGAAGCAGUCUAAUGAGCUGGCCUACGAGGAGACACUUGAAGCGCGCGCAUUUUACUAUGAUGUGGGUAGCUCACGCGGCUCGAUAAUUUCUGGUAAAUACGCACGCGGUCGGGUUCGCUUGCGCCUCGGGGAUGCUGUUAUCGUGGGUCACACGGAGCUGCUUUUCUGUGUGCAGCCCCCUGGUUGGGCUGCGCCUCUUCGCACAGAGAUGGCUAGCUCCUCGGACGAUUCUUCCGGUGAAGAAAAUACGCCCAACAGGCGCAAGUCGCUUCUGAAGGAUAUCAUGAAAGGGACCCUCGCUGGCGUCUCCUCUAAGCGCGAGCUUGGUGUUGAUAGUGACGCAAUUAAUGCGAUGGACAAUACAGCCGGGAAUAGCGGUGCUGAUCGUAAGGCUCCGGGCGGUACAAGUCCCCCUGGGCGUGGAAAAGAACAUCUGCUGCACCUUGUAAGCUCGGAAGCCAAGGGGCCGUAG